Macrosteles quadrilineatus (aster leafhopper) is the source of this 9113-nucleotide messenger RNA. RefSeq lists its product as uncharacterized. Lineage: Eukaryota; Metazoa; Arthropoda; Insecta; Hemiptera; Cicadellidae. The transcript has 8 exons. Gene Ontology annotation, molecular function: DNA binding. The record is from RefSeq and is a predicted model, not a curated record. The coding region runs from base 260 to 7852 and encodes 2530 amino acids.
GGUUGGUGUUGGAACAUUCUUCGAACAAUAAUAAUAACAAACUACAAGAAAUAAAUUAAUGUUUUAUUAUUUUCUUUUUCUUACAUGAUUGUGACUAUAAUGGAUUGAGGCGAACGAGUCCCCUUUUAAGAUGAGUUAGGUCCUUCAAAAAAGGAUAAUGAGCUUGAGAUGAUUCCAAAGAAGAGACUUCUCAUCAGUAUCGAUUUAACCUCUGAUGGUGCACAGGAGCAGGAUUAAAACAAUUCAAUAAACAGGUAUAAUGGCGGAGAAAACAGCAGAUGUCAACGGUCCCUUGGGAACAGAGGAAAAUCCAAUUGAUUGUAGAAGUGAGCCUCAAAACAAAGAAAAGAAUGAAAAACCAAAAGACUCAAGUUUUAUUGGUGAAAGUAAAAUAGGUGAUGCCACUGAUGCUUUAAAUCCUGAUACAUCUAUCAAUAGUUCAUCAGCUAUUAAUGAUUCUCCAAAUUGUAAAGAAGAACUUGAAGCGAAAGUGGAAAUCGAAGAACCAGAAGUCUCAAGUUCGGUAGUAGAUAGUGGGACAGGGGUUACGCUGGAGAAUUUCAACCCAGAUACAAAAAUUUCAGCAUCUUACUGUCUGCCCAUACUUCCAUCGAGAGACGUGAUUGAUGAACCUAAAGCUUCAAGUUCAGCUGUUGACUGCAGAACAGGGGUUACGCCGGAUAGUUCUGACGGAGAUACAAAAAUUCCCUCAGUCUCGGAUAAUCUACCCAUGCUUCGAUCAAGAGAUGUUACUCAUGAACCACAAGCUUCUAGUUCAGUUGGUGACUGUGAAACAGGGGUUUCGCCGAAUAGUUCUGACCGAGAUACCAAGACUCUCUCAGUCUCGGAUGAUCUGACCAUGCAUCCAUCAGAGGACGUUCCUGCAGGGGUUACGCAGGAUAUUUCUGACCGAGAUACCAAGACUCUCUCAGUCUCGGAUAAUCUGACCAUGCAUCCAUCAGAGGACGUUCCUGCAGGGGUUACGCAGGAUAUUUCUGACCGAGAUACCAAGACUCUCUCAGUCUCGGAUAAUCUGACCAUGCAUCCAUCAGAGGACGUUCCAGCAGGGGUUACACAGGAUAUUUCUGACCGAGAUACAAAGAUUCCUUCAGUCUCGGAUAAUCUUCCCAUGCAUCCAUCAAGAGACAUUACUGCAGGGGUUACGCAGGACAGUUCUGAUCGAGAUACAAAGAUUCCCUCUGUCUCGGAUAAUCUGCCCAUGCAUCCAUCAAGAGACGUUACUGCAGGGGUUAGGCAGGAUAGUUCUGGCAGAGAUACAAAGAUUCCUUCAGUCUUGGAAAAUCUUCCCAUGCAUCCAACAAGAGACGUAAUUGAUGAACCACAAGCUUCUAGUUCAGGUGUUGACUGUGAAACAGGUGUUUUGGAGAUCAAACUGGAUGUCGAAAUUCCUCCAACUCAUCUAAGUGAGCUUCAAGGAGAGUCAACGAACGAAUCUAAAGCUGAUAUUUCGCUUAUUGACCGUAAAGCACUUGGCUUGAAAUCAGAAUCGGAUUCCACACGUCAACAUGAAAGGAUAUCUGGAGAAGAAGAGAUGGUAAGUGAAGUUUUGGAUAAAGAGGAAAUAGAAAGAAGAUUAAUUUUUACUCAGAAUCAACUCAGCAAAGAAGAAGACUCUACUUUUUUCAAUGCCAACAGGAAAGUAGAAGAAACCGAAAAUGUUCCGGUAACUGAGGAAAAAGAGAAAGGUGAGCAUGAAAAGACAAAGAAAUUGAGAAAUGAUGAGUUAGGAAAAGAUUCCAGAGAUAUUGGUAAACCAGAAGAAGACUCAACUGUUGAUUCUACAAAAGGAACAUCAGAAUCAGAAAUGGUUGUGUUAUUUAAAAACAUCAAAUACCAAGUGGAAAUCAGAAGCAAAGAGGAAGAAUCGUCACUUAAUAAUUCUCUAAAUCUUGCAAAUGAUGCAGAAAUAGCGUUAGUCAGCUCUCCACAAAAUUUUGGCAAAAAUCAAAAACUUAAAAAAGUCAUGACCUCAGAGAAUAAAAAGGAAAUUUUUAUGAUUAAUGAUUCUGUUGAAUAUGGGAAUCUGGAGGACAAAUUAGCAACAAAAAACAAUUUACUAGAUACCAAAAACACUUCUGAACUUGAGUCAAAUGCAGCUUUAGAUGCAUCACAAGAUGGUUUCAGCGAAGGUAGUAUUCACAUAUUUGACAAUGAGCUUCCUCAGAGCUCUUUAUCAGAUGAUCAAGAUACUUCCUUGCCUGAUUGUAAUAUUGAGGAAAGUCAUGUUGAUUGCCCAAAUGUGUUUUCAAGCCCAAAUCCAACAACAAACUAUGAAGAGGUAACCCCAAUUAUUCUCGAUGUUUUCAGUAAAGGAACUUCAAUUUCGAAUUUUAGUUAUUCUUCCAGCAACUCGAUCAUGUUAAAACCUCUUUCUGUAGUCAUGCCUAGAGCAAAAGAGUUAAGUGUCGAACCAACUAAAAGUGAUCCUUCUAUUCAUCGACCUAAACAAAAAUGUAGCCCUCCUAAAUCACAGAAACAAGGUGUAAAAGUUGAACAAGAUACUGGAAGCAAGUCUUGUGUUUCUGAUGAAUGUUCUCCAAACACUAGUCAAUCACCUGGGAAUAGUAUACCGAAAGAAGUUUCUAAGAAUCAAGCAAUGAAUGAACCUUCAAUUCAUCAAUCUAAACGAAGAGGUAGGCCUCCAAAAUCCCAGAAACAAGGUGUAAAAGUUGAACAAAAUACUGGAAGCAAGUCUUGUGUUUCUGAUGAACAUUAUCCAAACACUAGUCAAUCACCUAGAAAAAGAAUACCGGAAGAAGUUUCUACGAAUCAAGCAAUGAAUGAACCUUCAAUUUCUCAAUCUAAACGAAGAGGUAGGCCUCCAAAAUCCCAGAAACAAGGUGUAAAAGUUGAACAAAAUACUGGAAGCAAGUCUUGUGUUUCUAACGAACGUUAUCCAAACACUAGUCAAUCACCUGGGAAAGGUAUACCGGAAGAAGUUUCUACGAAUCAAGCAAUGAAUGAACCUUCAAUUCAUCAAUCUAAACGAAGAGGUAGGCCUCCAAAAUCCCAGAAACAAGGUGUAAAAGUUGAACAAAAUACUGGAAGCAAGUCUUGUGUUUCUGAUGAAGGUUCUCCAAACGCUAGUCAAUCAGUUGAGAAAAGUAGACCACAAGAAUUUUCUACAAAUCAAGCAAUGAAUGAUACUUUCAUUCAUCAAUCUAAACGAAUAGAUAGGCCUCCAAAUUCCCAGAAACAAGGUGUAAAUGUUGAACAAAAUACAGAAAGCAAGUCUUGUGUUUCUGAUAAACCUUUAUCAAACACUAGUCAAUCAGUUGAGAAAAGUAUACCAAAACAAGUUUCUACAAAUCAAGCAAUGAAUGAUCUUUUCAUUCACAAAUCUACACGAAUAGAUAGGCCUCCAAAAUCACGAAAACAAGGAGUAAAAGUUGAACAAAGUACAGGAAGCAAGUCCUGUGUUUCAGAUGAACGUUUACCAAACAGUAGUCAAUCAGUAGGGAAAAGUAUACCGAAACAAGUUUCUACGAAUCAACCUAUGACCAAUUGCACAUUUGAGAACUUAUCUAUUACAAAAUGUCCACUUGCUUCCCAAAAGGUAACAACAGAGAACACACAAUGCACAAAGAAAGAAGAAAUUUUAUGUAAAGAACAACCACCUCAGGAAAGUAAAUUUGAACAGAUGCGGAGGGACCUGGUCAAUUGUAGACUAGGCAAACUAAUCACUCAAGCGUCCCUGCAAGCUAAACAAAAUGUAGCUGAGAAAGAUGAUCAUGAAAAACACUCACAACCAUCAAAAGACCAAGGAGGAAAAGAGGACAUGUCAAAAGAAUCAGGAAAGCAAUUAGUUCAACACAUAUCCAAGGAAUUUACUGGAGAAAAAACAUGUCGGUUUGAAGAUAAAGAAAGGGAUCUGGUCAAUUGUAGACUAGGCAAACUAAUUACUCAAACGCCCCUGGAAGCUAAACAAAAUGUAGGUAAGAAAGACGAUUAUGAAAAACACUCACAACUAACCAAAGACCAAGAAGGAAAAGAGGAUAUAUUAAAAGAAUCAGGAAAGCAAUUAAUUCAUCAAAUAUUCAAGAAAUUUGCAAGAGAAAAAAAAUGUCAGAUUGAAGAUAAAGAAAGGGAUCUGGUCAAUUGUAGACUAGGCAAACUAAUUACUCAAGCGUCCCUGCAGGCUAAACAAAAUGUAGCUGAGAAAGAUGAUCAUGAAAAACACACACAAUUAUCAAAAGACCAAGAAGGAAAAGAGGGUACAUUAAAAGAAUCACGAAAGCAAUUAAUUCAUCAAAUAUCCGAGGAAUUCACAAGAGAAAAGUCAUGUCAGUUUGAAGAUAAAGAAGCCAUUGAAGAGAAUACUGCAAAAUCUACUGUUGUAAAAAAAGAAGUAACAAAGAAAAAAUCAAAAGAAGAUAUAAAAUCAAUACAAGUUAGUAGAACCUUUAAUUUAAGAAAAACUAAUGCUAAAAACUAUGUUUUUCCUUAUAAAAAAACAGUAGAAAGACCUAAACAUUACAAAAGGAUUAUGCGUAAUAUGAAAAAAGAAAAUAAUAAAAUCCUACAAACAUCAGAUAUAUUUAAUGAAACCAUUGGUAAAGAUAGUUCUAUAUCAAAUUUGACCUCUCUAAAAUCCAGGAAUGUUAGAAAUUUUACCGAAUCAAGGAAAAAAGUAAACACGUCAAAAAGAAAAAAUGAAUGUUCUGAUGAAAAUCCAGUUUCUAAAGAUAAGUUUCAAUUUAGAAGAAAAAUUAACGAAUACAAACAAAAAAACUGCAAACAAUCCAAGAUUGAAAAGCAAGAAUCAUUAAAUAGAAAGCAUUUCAAAGGGAAGAGCAUAUCUGGAGCUAGCACAUGGUUAGUCAAUCCGUUAAAGAUGUCGCCAAAAAAGGAUAUAAUUGGGGAACAGAAUCAAACAACCAGUUCAUCAAUUUCUGUAGGCAAAAUAAGUGAUGGUGUAGCUUCUGAAAACACACAGAAAGGUACGGAUUUGUCUAAUACAACCUCAUUAGAGACAUUAGCUAGAAUAUCUAAUCCCAUUGUUUCUCUUGUAGACUGCUGUAAAACUGAACUGCCUGAAUUGAAAAACUAUAUUUUCAAGAACCCUGAACCUACAAGUAAAAGUGAUUCAACACCAAAAUCAGCAAUUGAUGCAGCAAAUCGUACAAAUGUUAUCGUACAUUCAAGGGAAUACUUUUCUCAGUUGAAACUAACUCCACCUGCCAAGACUCCAAAAUUGAGCUCACCUCAUAAAAAGGUGUUUUUAGCAUCACCUGCAAUGGAACAUAAUUACAGUAUGACUGACGGUGAUGGAGAUAAUAGUGAUUCUUCCAUUCCUCUCUCAGAUCCAGCUCACAAUUGGAAUCGAUCAGUAGAUAAAAAGGGAGGCUCAAAGAAAAAAACCAAUGAAAGGGAUAGACAACAUAAAAAACCCAGUAUGACUGAUGAUGAUGAAGAUGACAUUGCUUCUAUUAUUCCUCUCUCACAUCUAGCUAAAAAUUUAAAUCAAUCGGUGGAUAAGAAAGAAAUCUCAAAAAAUCUAACGAUUGAAAGGAACAAACAACGUAAAGAAUUGAGCAUGACUGAUGAUGAUGAAGAUGACAUAGCUUCUAUUAUUCCUCUCUCACACCUAUCUCACAAUUUGAAUCGAUCGGUGAGUAAGAAAGAAGUCUCGAAGAAACAAUCCAUUGAAAGGGACACACAGCAGAAAGAAUCAAGCAUUACUGAUGAUGAAGAUGACAAGGUUUCUACCAUUCCUCUAUCACAUCUAGCUCAUAAUUCGAAAAAUUUGAAUCGACCGGUGGGUAAAAAAGAAGUUUCAAAGAAACAAAAUGAUAAAAGCUACGCAAAACAUACAAAACCCAGCUUGGCUGGUGGUAAAGAUGAUGACAAAGUUCCCUUUCCUCCUCUCUCACACCAAUCCCACAAUUUGAAUCGAUCCAUGAAUAAGAAAGAAAUCUCAAAAGAACACAACUACAACAUUGAAGUAAUUGUGAUUGAUGAUGAUGAAGACGACAACCUUUCCUCUACUCCACUCUUGUCACCACCUCACAAUUCGAAGGGUUUAAAUCAGUUGGUUGAUAAAUCAGAAGUGUCCAAUGAUCAGAGGUUUACUGUCCAAAAAGGAAAUACUCCAAUAGGUCAACCUUCAAAAAGGUCAUCAGAAAACAAACAUUAUCCUGAAGAUGUUGGUUUAUCUUCCAUUGCUUCACCUCAUGAUAUGAAGCAAGUAGAUAAAUUUUCCAGUGAAAAGUUCAAAGAUCCUAAGAGUUUUAAGUCCUCCACAACAUCUAUUUUAUUACUACCUCUCGAUCAAAAUCAGUUAAAUCAGCUACCUCUUGACCAAAAGCAGUUAAAUCAGUUUUCCAUUGAUAAAUCAGGAAUUGGCAGCAUUCAUAAGCCUACAAUGAUAGGUUAUGAUGUAUCUUGCAUUCCUAUUACCCCUAAUCUGAAGGGAUUAAGUAAAUCUUCAGAAAAUUCAUUAGAUUCUCAAUGUCUUGAUACUAAUGUUCAAAAGCAAUGUUUGAAAGAGCCGAACAGCAAAGAUUUCUCCAGUUCAUUACCAACUAGUUUUUCUAAGAGCUCUAUCUUACACAGGAUCCUCGAUUCGCCUCAGCCAACAAAGACCACCGUUUCAUGUGAGAAAAAAAAUAAACUUAUCCUGCCAAAACCCAAAGUACCUUUAACCAAUUCAAGCUUACAACAAGAGCAUUUGUCAAAAAAGCAUUUUUCAAAUGUAAAUGGUGAUCCUGUUUUAGCUUUAAACUUUGUAUUGUCUCCUCUGUUUGUAAGGGAUGGUGAACAUAUUGUUCCUCUCAAUCCGUCAACUGCUUCUGCCUACAAUGUAGAAGUGAAUAAACCUACAAACAGUCAAUCAAUGACUGGCUACAUAACUAUUCCGUCCAAACUCACAGGCAAGCUUCAGUCUACUACUCAGUUACCAAACUCCACAAAUAGUCAGCAAUUACUAACGCUUGAACCCAUAAACCCCAAUGGAGGCUCAUCUUCCACCUUUGAGAAAAAUAAACAUGUUUUGAAUCAAAAUGCAAAAAGGGAGCAUCCAGAUACAGUUAACCAGGGUUUACUCUCUCAGAAAAAUGCAAAUAUCGGGAAAGUUCUAUUUGUGUCCGAAUCUGAUCCUGAAAUUUCUACAACAUUUCCUGAUUCGGACAAGCCAACUCCUCCAAAAAGACGAAAAUCUUGUCAGACUAGUGAUUCGAUCAAGAAUCUAAGUGAACUUGUCUCAAAUGUUACAAACACAGUUUGUUCUAGAAGUGAUUUGAGUCAUAUGAAUGUUGGUUUAGCAAGAAAGCAGGCAAAAGGCACACAAACAAAUUUGAACACUUACAAUACGGGCAAAGCAACUACAUGUAAGUCUGUUAGUGCUCAUAUAAGCCAUGAACAAAUACAAUCAGGUUCAAAUUUGGAUUGUAAAUCACUCAAACAUGACAGUGUUAGACAUAAUGCAAAUGUUAUUAUGGCUAACGCUGAGGGUUUUUCUCAAUUAUGCCAUGGCAAAAAGGUAUUAUUUAAACCUCCGGUUUCUUUGCCGGCUAAUGCUGUAAUGCAAUCAAUUAGUAUGUUAAGUAACCAGUUGGAUAGUAAGAAAUGCAAUGUUCAAGAUCAAAUAAUAAAGAGAACGAAGAGUAAAGAAGAGGAGCUGGAAGAAUACCUAGAUGGAGCACCGCCUUUCAUCAAAGAAGCUUUCAAGUGCGAAAACUUGAGAAAUGGGUUUGAUAGUAAAGAUUUAAUUUUUAUACUGUGCUUGUUGCCAGAUCUUGAAGUCAUGACGAACUCCCAAAAAGUGAUUUUUCAGUUAAAAACUCUCGACAUUCUCAAUGAGAUGUUAUCGUUGAACUUGAAACCCACUUGAAAUUUUGUAUUUGUAGAUUUUGUAAAGUUUCUUUUAUUUAAGGUUUUUGUACAUAAGAGAAAUGUAAUGUAUAUAUUGUUAAUACCGUUAAUUCAUACUUGUUCAAUACUGUAUAGCUUUUGAUAUUUUAAGAUUUUUACAGUACUAGUACUGUAUAUAAUAGUUAAGGUUCAUUACAGUGAUAUUAUAAACUAAAAAUGAUCCUAUUUACAUUGAGUGAGUGGGAUAUACUUUUUUAGGUUAAACAUCUCUAUUGAAAUUCCUUGUUUUAAUUAAUUUUCCAGAUUGGGAAGCAGUUUCUAUAAAAUAUAGAGCUAUAAUGCUGGUUAACAAAAAGAUUUUAGUAUCCAAACUAAACAUAACUUUUCAAUCUUUAAUGUGUAACAUUGCCAAAUCCUCUAAUUUAGGAAGAAAGUAAAGUAAUGCAUUUGAUUUUGAUUUCUUAUAUAAAUACCAACAUAAAUGUCAUAUCUCAUUCAGCCUUAAACAGCAAUGCGGUCAAUCUAUAUUUAGUGUGUUAAUAAUAGGGUCUCAGGCUAAAUACAGAUACACAAUACAACAUUAGCUGUCCAAGGAUGUAGGUGUGCUAUCUGGAUUUAAAUGAGCUAUUUUAGAUUUGUAAACUACAUUCUUGGUUAUUUGAGCAUACCCAAAGAUAAAAUUACACAGACCUGCCAUUAAAAUAGUUUCCAUUGAGAUCUCAUGUUAAAAUCGUCUUACCAUUUUUUGUCUUUUAAAUCAUUGCCCUUGUAGAUCAGCUACAGGAUUUUAAGUUGUGUGUCAGUCUGGAUUAAGGUGUUGAUUGUUUACAAUUCCUUCCUGGUUAUUUAACUACCUUUCAAACUAUUUCAAUUAAAGAAACCUAUUCACUACGAUUAAAGGGCAAGCAACAAUAAUUGUAAGAUCUACCCUAAGAAGUAAAUUGUUUUAGUUUCAGUACUACAGUGUAUUUGGAUUCAAUAUUUGAUUGAUCUGUAUAACAUGAUGGAAUAAACCUAGUGCAAUUAUUAAUCAUUUAUCUGGCAAAUUCAUUAAAUUUUGCAUAAUUAUUUCGGAGAUACCGGUACACUUUUUAUUGAGAUUCAGACUCUAGUUUUUAACUAGCUUAUGUUGUGUUUUUUUUUAUUUGUAUUCUGUUUAGUGACUUACAAACCCUGCUAACACUUUACUGUGGCAGUUCUAAUGUAGUCUUUUUUAUUCCUUAAACAUUUUGAAAUAGACUAUUUCAACUUUUUUCUUAAAUAAAUAAUGUUAAACCUUA